Artibeus jamaicensis (Jamaican fruit-eating bat) is the source of this 4215-nucleotide messenger RNA. It is a transcript of the gene HOXD3, whose product is annotated as homeobox D3. Gene Ontology annotation, cellular component: nucleus. Lineage: Eukaryota; Metazoa; Chordata; Mammalia; Chiroptera; Phyllostomidae. The transcript has 6 exons. Gene Ontology annotation, biological process: regulation of transcription by RNA polymerase II. The record is from RefSeq and is a predicted model, not a curated record. Bases 810 to 2108 code for a protein of 432 amino acids. Gene Ontology annotation, molecular function: RNA polymerase II cis-regulatory region sequence-specific DNA binding; DNA-binding transcription factor activity, RNA polymerase II-specific.
UUUCCCAGGCGAAUUUCCCCCCGCAUUCUGCCUUCCUGGAGCCUCACCCCCUCUUUUUCUAACCUUUGUCUCUGCAGAGGUGGGCUACAGUCGCGGGCUGCGGGAGUGCGGGAUCCGCAGCGGCCUCGGCUCCCACCCGGUGCCCAACUUGGCCCCACCACCGCUCCGCUCCGGCCUCGCCGCAGCGGCCUCCGGAACCGGCGGGGAGCUCGCGGGCGGGAGAGUCCGGAAGGAGCCCCAGGCGCCGAAGACCCCUCCGGCGCCGACACCGCCCGCCGUGAGCGGGCGGCCUGCUCCGGGUGGUGCUGCCCUGCGGUUCCGACGCGGCUCAGUCUCUGACUUGAGCGGGUCCACGCUGCCCAGGGUGCGCCUAGCCCGGCAGCCCCAAAUGGAUUACUGCAACCUCCCCGGCCGACCCCCGCCUCCAGCUCUGCAGCCUCCGGGAGAUAGACGGAAAGCUGGGGCUGGGGACAGAUGCAGCGACUGCCACCUCCCAAGUGGACCUGCGCCCACCCAGCCGAUUCUGCAUAAGGAAACACACAAAGGCCCGUUUUCUCCUCGCUUCCCGUGUGUCUGAAUCGGGCCAAGCAACCAGUUUGGGACCAGGAGGGACUGCCACUUAGAUUUCACAGUUGACCCCCAGAGCUAACUGGGCCGAUUCUCACCCUGUCACCAGAAAGUGGACUAUCUGGGUCUUCAUGAAGGAUGCUGAGAUUCUGAAACCAGGUCUACUGGAGCCUGGGGCUGCCCCAGCUCUCUCAGGAUUUGGCAGACAUUGGAGGUGGCAGUGAAGGAGACAGUGGUGGUCAAUGUUAUUUGAGCAGGGUCAGCAGGCCCUGGAGCUUCCUGAGUGCACGAUGCAGAAGGCUGCUUACUAUGACAACCCAGGACUUUUUGGAGGCUAUGGCUACAGCAAAGCCACUGACACUUAUGGCUACAGUGCCCCUCAUCAGCCUUAUCCACCCCCUGCUGCUGCCAACUCCCUGGACACUGAUUACCCAGGUUCUGCCUGCUCUAUCCAGAGCUCUGCACCAAUGCGGGCCCCAUCUCACAAAGGGGCUGAACUCAAUGGCAGCUGCAUGAGGCCUGGCACUGGCAACAGCCAGGGUGGGGGUGGGGGCAGUCAGCCUCCUGGUCUGAACUCAGAGCAGCAGCCACCACAGCCCCCUCCUCCACCACCGACCCUGCCCCCAUCUUCACCCACCAAUCCCGGAGGUGGAGUGCCUGCCAAGAAGGCCAAGGGUGGUCCCAAUGCUUCUGGCUCUUCAGCCACCAUCAGCAAGCAGAUCUUCCCCUGGAUGAAAGAGUCCCGGCAGAACUCGAAGCAGAAGAACAGCUGUGCCACUGCAGGAGAGAGCUGCGAGGACAAGAGCCCGCCGGGCCCAGCGUCCAAGCGGGUGCGCACCGCUUACACGAGUGCACAGCUGGUGGAGUUGGAAAAGGAAUUCCACUUCAACCGCUACUUGUGCCGGCCACGCCGCGUGGAGAUGGCCAACCUGCUGAACCUCACCGAGCGCCAGAUCAAGAUCUGGUUCCAGAACCGGCGCAUGAAGUACAAGAAGGACCAGAAGGCCAAGGGCAUCCUGCACUCGCCAGCCGGUCAGUCGCCAGAGCGCAGCCCGCCGCUCGGUGGCUCUGCCGGCCACGUGGCCUACUCCGGUCAGCUGCCGCCGGUGCCCGGCCUAGCCUACGAUGCGCCCUCGCCUCCCGCGUUCGCCAAAUCUCAGCCCAACAUGUACGGCCUGACCGCCUACACCGCGCCGCUCAGCAGCUGCCUGCCACAGCAGAAGCGUUACGCGGCGCCCGAGUUUGAGCCCCACCCCAUGGCGAGCAACGGGGGCGGCUUCGCCAGCGCCAACCUGCAGGGCAGCCCGGUGUACGUGGGCGGUAACUUCGUCGACUCCAUGGCGCCCGCGUCCGGGCCCGUCUUCAACCUGGGCCACCUCUCGCAUCCGUCCUCAGCCAGCGUGGACUACAGUUGCGCAGCGCAGAUCCCCGGAAACCACCACCACGGACCGUGCGACCCUCACCCCACUUACACAGAUCUCUCGGCCCACCACUCGUCUCAGGGACGCCUGCCCGAGGCCCCCAAACUGACGCAUCUGUAGCGGCCGCCAACGGCCCGAAGUAGUGGCCCAGUUACCUCUUUUGCUUUGGUGGCGGGGGUGGCGGGCGGGGCCCGCAGGGCAGCGGGCGACUCCUCCCUCACUCUAGCCAGGGUCGCAGCCUCCCUGGUUUCGGGCCAACAGCGGCCGAGGCUCAGGAGACUGGGCCUCCCCUCCUGGCGCGUCCUCCUUUGGGUGACUUGCCAUAAAUCAGCCGCAAGGAUUGUCCUCUGUAAGCCCGACAGUGCCAUGUACCGCGGACCGAGGGACUCUAAUCUGGUAAUGGUGUCCCGAAGGUAAGUCUGAGAGCCAUCGGCGGCGAGCUCUGCAGAGGGCCAGAGCCUGGAGAGCUCCGGGCCUGGCCUGUGUCUAGCUUAGUUGCGGACACCUUAAUUUAUAUGCUCCUUCCCGUCCCGUAAGGAUUGCAUCGGACUCAACAAUCUGUAUUUAUUAUUUGAAGCGAGUCAUUUCGUUUCUCUGAUUAUUUAUCCUCGUCUUAAUGUAUUUAUGUGUAUAUUUGUAGAAUUCUCCAGCCAGCUUCGGAACGCGCUCCCAGGCCCUGGGGUCCACAUUUCACCUCUUUAGUCCCCUUGGUCUGAAUUAGUUAAAGAGAGUAGUUUUUGAACAGUUGUAACCGUGGCUGGUGUUUGUAGUUGAUGUAAAGGAUCAAGACCGCAAAAUGUCCUUCAUGGGUAGACACACCCGUUACUCAUUUCUCAACAGCCGUAGCCCUCCAACUCGACACAGCUUAUUGAUUUCAAAUUGUCUGGUACUAUUUGAACAAAUAUUUAGAAUAAAAAAAUUCUCAGUCAGAAGAGUAUCUGUGUUAAUCACACACACUUGCAAAUAGAUCACUGCCUUUAUCUUUCCCACAAUCCCCGUGGAAGGCCCCCAAAUAGGCUGACCCACUGAAAUAUUUUUUUCAUGCAUCUCGAAUAUAAUACAUACAUUGGUUCUAGGGAUACCUGAUUACAGCCCAGCUAUUGACAUUAAGGGGAAAAAUCUGAGGAUGCAAACCUAGAAAUGUUGGAGGGAGUGAUUGGGGGUAGGGCUUUGUAUUGAGCCUGCUUUGCAGUUUCUACCUGCCUCCCCCCUUUCUAGAUACAAAUCCACAUUUUUACGUUGCGUUCACACUGGGGAGGCCCGAGCUCUCUUUUCUGUGUUAAGUAAUAAAAAACUUAAAAAAAACCUGACAAUCAAAAAAAAAAAUAGAGACAGAAGCAAAGUUGUAAGAAUUGAGCUAUGAAAAAGCUAAGGUGCAAAAAAAAAGAAAGAAAAGAAAGAAACGAUCCUUUGGAGACGCGCACCUAAUAAGCCUUUUCUGUAGGAAACGAUGUCAUGACAUUUUCCUUUAUAGUGGUUGCUGGUUCAUUUCGAAAGAAAACAAACAUUCCCCAUGAUAUAAAGUAAUAAAAGUUUCAUUAAUGGAACAUAAGUAUAAACACCUUGUUUACUCCUGUUCUUUGUAUUAAAUAGGUAAGAAAUGUCUCCAAGGAUUUAUAAGCAUUUUGUAAAUAACAGUGUGGCUUUAGCUAGGGGUGGACAAUUCCCACCCACUUCUCUGGGAGGAGGCACUUGGCAAACGCCUUCAGAUAAGGUUCAAUUCUUUGUAUUUCAGCAAAGUCGGCCCACACAUUUCUAUUUGGUUUGACAAAUAAUGCGACUCCUACUACAUCCCUGGUGACACGAGGUGAAAUUCCUAUUGUGUGGAAAUAAUUUAACUUCUGAUCUUCUGGUGGAACAACAAUCGUUUCUCUUUGGAUGUUUGUGUUUCGCUAAGUAAUGAUGGCUCAAGAAAUAAUUUAGUUUCCCUGUUCCUUUGUGCUGUUUUUAAAAUGGCAUGUUAGAUUGGGGGUGGGAGGGGGUUAUCCUUUUGCUAAAUUUCACAUUUUUCUGAGCAGGUUUAAAGUAUGUUGUAGAAGUGUAUCCGCAGAAUAAAUGACUUCAACUGAAGGGAUAGUGUACCCACUUUCAAGGCUUAAAAUUGUUUUCUAUGAAAUUUGCAUCCAAAGGCAGUAUUUCUAAUUAUCUUGUAAGAAAUUAUUUUUUAAACUAUUAGGGAAAUCAAAGAAGAGCUUUCUGCCUUGCAGGGAUAACAACCACCUUUCUU